AUGGAACAGUAUGGAAGUUUGAACUGGAAAUACGCUGAUAAGAUUAUACCAGAAAGACGAAACUCUUCAAGAGCACUGGAUUCAGUUCAAACUUUGACUGUUAAAGCUGAAACUCUCAAUAAAAAGAAAGAAAAUCUUGAAAACAAAUUAGCAAAUAUCCUAGAAAACUACCAAAGUGAUGAAUUAGUUUACUUAGUAAUGCAAUUAAAGCAAAUACAGAAAGAAUUCCGAAAAAAUUCAAUAGACGUUACUAACUUUUUUAAACCAAUGACAGAAUCAAUUACCCCAUCUUUGAAAUCUGGUCGUCCUCAAACAUCUACAAUAGAUUUUGAUGAUUUUGGAAAAAAUAAUUUCAUCAAUCAUUUCAAUGCUGGAAUUCUUCAACAAUAUAACGAAUAUCUGAUAAAUGAAAUCAAUGAAAUGUCUAAAAAGCGCACAGAAAUAAAUGCUCAACUCAAACUUUUCGAAGAAGUACAAACAAAUUUUGUUCAAGAUACAAUGAAAAUGAUUUCUAAGCGCCAAAUACCACGUAGAAUAUCAUCAGACUACCCAUCACGUAGCAAAAGUUCUCAAAUUUUACUUGAAAAAUUAACAAUACAACUCGGACAACUCAGAAAGAAAUAUAAAUUCCUUCAACGAAGAAUAGAGUAUGAACAAGAUAAAUUUAAGCGAGCUCAAGAGAUUAAAAUUAGUUCAUUCUUGACUCAAAGAUUAUCCAGAUGGGGAUUGUCUCAAACUCAAAUUCAUAAGAUGAACACUGCUGCUCUUGUAAUACAGAAGUUUUGGCGAGAAAAACUAGAUAAGAUGGGAUUGAGUUUGCGUUUUAAACUUUAA
Messenger RNA from Trichomonas vaginalis G3, 834 nucleotides. RefSeq lists its product as uncharacterized. The coding region runs from base 1 to 834 and encodes 277 amino acids. The record is from RefSeq and is a predicted model, not a curated record. Lineage: Eukaryota; Parabasalia; Trichomonadida; Trichomonadidae. The transcript has a single exon.